GAUAGCGGUGGAGGAGUAAGCGUCUCUGGUUAUCCUAUUUAAAGUGGUCGAGGGAGGAAGUGUCUCUAAUCUAUUUAGGCGAGCAGAGCUGCAGUGCAGCCAUGGCGAAGAGGGACGUGGCUAUUAUUGGAGGCGGCAUCAGCGGCCUCCUAGCCUGCAAGUACACUCUCUCCAAAGGCUACCUUCCAAUCGUCUUCGAAGAACAGAGCACCAUCGGCGGUGUUUGGACCAAAACAUUCGAAACCACUAAACUCCAGACUCCCAAACCUCUCUACCAAUUCUCCGACUUUCCAUGGCCAUCCUCAGUCACACAAGUCUUUCCCGAUCAACGCCAAGUGUUCGAAUACCUCCAGUCCUACGCUCGCCAUUUUGAUUUGCUCAAACACAUCAGAUUCGACUCAAGAGUGGUCAGUAUUCGCUAUGAAGGCCCUUCGGAUGAGGAGAUGGAAGCAUGGGCUCUUUGGGGUGGGACUGGUGAGCCCUUUGGAUCCAGAGGAAAAUGGAACAUUACAGUCCACCACACCCAAAGACAAAGCCAAAGCCAAAGCCAAAGCCAAAGCCUUUCCACUCAGGUUUAUCAAGUAGACUUUGUGAUCCUUAGCGUGGGAAGGUUCAGUGGGGUUCCAAACAUCCCAGAAUUCCCUCCAGGUAAGGACCCUCAAGUGUUUCAAGGCCAGGUCCUACACUCCAUGGACUAUGCUUCCAUGGAUCACCCUCAAGCUAAAGAACUGGUCCAAGGAAAGCGUGUCGCUGUCGUUGGCCUCCAGAAAUCAGCACUUGACAUUGCCAUGGAGUGCUCCACAGCAAAUGGGGUAGAUCAUCCGUGUACAGUGAUAUACAGGACUGAACACUGGAACCUCCCUGAUUACGAGCCAUGGGGAAUUCACAUAGCAUAUCUUUACCUUACUCGCCUCUCCGAGCUAUCCAUUCACAAGCCCAGCGAAGGCCUUCUCCUCAGUCUCCUCGCAACAUUGCUCUCACCUCUAAGAUGGGCAUUUUCGAAAUUCGUGGAAACUCAUAUACAACACAAGCUUCAUCUUGCUCAGUUUGAUAUGGUCCCAAAACACAGUUUCUUACAAGAACUCAGCACUUGUUUGAUCUCAUUGGUGCCCGAGGACUUCUACAAUAGGGUUGAGAAAGGAAGCAUCAGGUUGAAGAAAGCUUUGAGUUUCGGCUUUUGCAAAGGCGGCAUUUUGGUUGAUGGUGAGACUGAAGCUGUAGAGACAGAUAUGGUUAUAUUGGCUACUGGGUUCAAAGGUGUUGAAAAGCUCAAAGACAUUUUUGUGUCCCCAAACUUUCAGGAAUGUGUUGCCGGGUCGACUGAUAAAACAGUACCACUCUACAGGGAAUGCAUUCAUCCCCGAAUUCCACAGCUAGCAAUAAUUGGAUUCUCAGAGAGUGUAGCAAACCUGUAUACUUCAGAGAUAAGGUGCCGAUGGCUAGCAGAGCUUCUCGAUGGAACAUUCAAGCUACCCAGCAUUAAAGAGAUGGAAAAAGAUAUAGUGGAAUGGGAUAAAUACAUGAAGCAAUACUCUGACAAGUACUACCGGAGAUCUUGCAUUGGUGCCCUUCAUAUAUGGUACAAUGAUCAACUCUGCAAGGACAUGGGAUGGAACCCAAAGAGAAAGAAGGGAUUCAUAGCCGAGUUGUUUGAGCCUUACGGCCCUGCGGAUUAUGCUCAACCUUAGAGAUCAAGGUGUGUUAAAAAAGGUGUUGAUGUGCUAAUGUCAGUAGCAAAGAUUACAUUAACAUUGUGAUGAGAUGUUACCAACUACCAACAGCUAUGUUUGAAUAAAGUUGGGAGAACUGGAAAUUCUGUUCCUAGUAAACAAACAAGAAUCCAAACAACCAUGGACAGAGCUGGAUUUGCAAAAUCCCCACAUCCAAACUGAACCGACACUUUCUUUCGGUUGCAUCUCUUGAGAAAUAAAGAAACAAUUUUCGUAACUGAUGUUUAUGAAAGCAUUGCAUUAUUUACUGUU
Camellia sinensis is the source of this 1982-nucleotide messenger RNA. RefSeq names its product putative flavin-containing monooxygenase 1. Gene Ontology annotation, molecular function: flavin adenine dinucleotide binding; N,N-dimethylaniline monooxygenase activity; NADP binding. Lineage: Eukaryota; Viridiplantae; Streptophyta; Magnoliopsida; Ericales; Theaceae. The record is from RefSeq and is a predicted model, not a curated record.